AAUGGAGGACAGGAGGUGGCGGACAGGUGCGGUGUCUCUGCUGAACAGGAGUCUGCAGAGAUGGAGCUGACUGUGGAUAAAGUCGUGAUGCUAACAGGAGGGAUUGUGGCGUUUCCUGUGUUCGCCUUCGUUACUUCCUUGCUGUUUUGGCCCGGAGCGCUCCUGAAGGCCUACAACUGGUACUGGCGCUGGAGGCUGGGACUGGUGGUCCGCUACUCCCACAGCAGAAGUUAUCGCUUCUGUUAUUCCAGCCGGGGGGCCCCGGGGGGCACCACGCCAUCACUGCUGCUGCUGCACGGUUUCUCUGCCACCAAGGACAUGUGGCUGCCCGUCGUCAACUACCUCCCCAGAGACGUGCACGUGGUUUGUUUGGACAUGCCGGGACAUGAGGGGACAAGUCGAACCGGUGCAGAAGAUUAUAGCAUCCAGGGUCAAGUCAGCAGAAUCCACCAGUUUGUGGAGAGUAUCGGUCUGGACAAAAGACCGUUUCACCUGGUCGGCACCUCGAUGGGUGGAAACGUGGCGGGUGUGUAUGCGGCCCGUUACCCCUCAGACCUGUCCAGCAUCACCUUGGUUUGUCCCGGAGGUCUCAUUUAUCCAACGGACUCGGAGUUCAUCAGCCGUCUGAGGGAGCUGGAGAAGAACAUCGAGCAGGAGUCCAUCCCUCUCAUCCCCAGGUCUCUUCAGGAUUUGGACGACAUGCUGAACCUCUGCUGCCACAAACCCCUCAACCUCCCCCGGCAGGUCCGACGGGGUCUCCUCGACAACAGGAUCCCAAACAAUGACUUUUACAAAGAAGUGUUUCUGGAGAUAGUGGGGGAGAAGUCCCGUCAUUCGCUGCAGGAUCACCUGCACCUGAUCGCGGCGCCGCUGCAGGUCAUCUGGGGCAAACAGGACCAGGUGUUGGACGUUUCCGGCGCCACGGUGAUCCAGACGGCGUUGCCCUGCUGCCAGGUGGAGGUGUUGGACAACUGCGGUCACUCUGUGGCUUUAGAGAGGCCAAGGAAACUGGCUACACUCAUCUCCGACUUCCUGUCUGCGCGGGAAGGCAGGGAUGCCAAAAAACGAUCCUGAAGAAAACGUUUUUAAUUUCAGACGAAGAGUUCUGUUGAUUUAUAAAGAUGAAGAGAAAAAUAACGUUGUGUUAGGGAUGAUGCUGAGUUGUGGUUUGGUAAAGGUUCGCUGUGGAAGUUUAAAAAAGGCACAAAAAUAUGUACUAUGCUGUGGGAAGUAGGGGUGUGGAGGGUGCUGCAGCGCAGCCUGAUGAAUGCCAGAGAGCAUGCACGUCCACAUAUAAACUUAAAGAGUCA
Nematolebias whitei (Rio pearlfish) is the source of this 1310-nucleotide messenger RNA. RefSeq names its product monoacylglycerol lipase abhd6-A. NCBI's taxonomy places the organism in Eukaryota, Metazoa, Chordata, Actinopteri, Cyprinodontiformes, Rivulidae. The transcript has 9 exons. Bases 61 to 1074 code for a protein of 337 amino acids. The record is from RefSeq and is a predicted model, not a curated record.